AUGACUGCCGACCAGAUCAAGGCAAUGGAGGGUCCUUUGAUCGCUCUGGCCAACAGCGCUGGAGGCGACUUGAGAAAGUUGUUGUACGCAUUUUUCAGCUUUCUCCAUCGUCGAACCGAUUUCUACUUGGUACCCAACGACGUUGAUCUCAAGGAAGGCAAGGUCAGAAUGGGGUUCCCUGAAGGCGAAGCAGAAAAAUUGUUGCUGGCAGCCUUUCGUCAGUUUCCGUUACGGCGCAUGCCUCGACAGCAGCAGCAGCAGAGUAAGCAGCAGCCAACAACACAACCCAAAAAGGCGGAACCCAAGACAGAAUCAGCUCCCAGCCCCAAAGAGCAGCAAUCUACUACUCCUGCCAGCAGCAAGGAUGUUGAAAAGGAUGCUAAAAAUACCACAACAGAAGAUGAAAAGAAACCUGAAAAGAAGGAACCCGAGGAAACCGUACGAUACACGGAGGAAGGACUUCAAGUUCCAGUCGGCAAUGGUGGAUCCACGAAACGAUACAAGUGGACUCAGACCUUGGAGGAGUGCACAGUUCUCAUUGGGCUUCCAGAAGGAACUCGAGCCAAAGACUUGGAUGUGUCUAUGAAAGUAUCAUCUAUACACGUCAAAACAAAAGUCAAAAGUGGAGAAGCCACUGUCUUUGUAGAGGGGCCGCUUGCUCAAAAGGUUCAACCCGAUGAAUGUACCUGGAGCCUAGAGGGAGGCGUGAUGCUCAUGGUUCUCCACAAAAUGAAAAAAACAUUCUGGGAUACCAUCAUUGACGGAGACGACAAAAUCGACACCAGUCUAGUAGAUUCCAGACGGCAUAUUUCGGAUUACGAUGAAGCUACGCAGGGCCAACUACGGAGAAUCAUGUUUGAUCAAAAACAGCAAGAAAAGGGUCUUCCAACAUCGGAUGACAUUACAGGUACCAAGACGAUUCCAUCAAUGCCUCCUGGGGUGGAGUACAUCGAUCAGAAAAAGAUGGAUGAAGUCCAAAACAAAAAGUAG
Seminavis robusta is the source of this 990-nucleotide messenger RNA. Lineage: Eukaryota; Bacillariophyta; Bacillariophyceae; Naviculales; Naviculaceae. The record is from the annotation of a GenBank genome assembly.